This is a messenger RNA of Terrapene triunguis (Three-toed box turtle), 2079 nucleotides long. It is a transcript of the gene SLITRK1, whose product is annotated as SLIT and NTRK like family member 1. Gene Ontology annotation, biological process: positive regulation of synapse assembly; regulation of presynapse assembly; axonogenesis. The record is from RefSeq and is a predicted model, not a curated record. Lineage: Eukaryota; Metazoa; Chordata; Testudines; Emydidae. Bases 1 to 2079 code for a protein of 692 amino acids. The transcript has a single exon. Gene Ontology annotation, molecular function: protein binding. Gene Ontology annotation, cellular component: postsynaptic density membrane; glutamatergic synapse; GABA-ergic synapse.
AUGCUGCUUUGGAUUCUGUUGCUGGAGACGUCUCUUUGUUUUGCUGCUGGAAACGUUACAGGGGACGUUUGCAAAGAGAAGAUCUGUUCCUGCAACGAGAUAGAAGGGGAUUUGCACGUAGACUGUGAAAAAAAAGGGUUUACCAGCCUGCAACAUUUCAGCGCCCCAACUUCCCAGUUUUACCAUUUAUUCCUGCAUGGAAAUUCCCUGACUCGACUUUUCCCUAAUGAGUUUGCUAACUUUUACAAUGCAGUCAGUUUGCACAUGGAAAACAACGGUUUGCAUGAAAUUGUCCCUGGGGCUUUUCUAGGGCUGCAGCUGGUAAAACGUUUGCAUAUAAACAACAAUAAGAUAAAAUCGUUCAGGAAACAGACUUUCCUGGGGCUGGACGAUCUGGAAUAUCUCCAGGCAGAUUUUAAUUUAUUAAGGGAUAUUGACCCGGGAGCAUUUAGGGAUUUAAACAAGCUGGAGGUGCUGAUUUUAAAUGACAACCUCAUCAGCACCUUACCUGCCAACGUGUUUCAGUAUGUGCCGAUCACCCACCUCGACCUCCGGGGAAACCGACUUAAAACCUUGCCUUAUGAGGAGGUCCUGGAGCAGAUCCCAGGCAUUGCUGAAAUUCUGCUGGAAGAUAACCCCUGGGACUGCACUUGUGAUCUGCUAUCCCUGAAGGAGUGGCUGGAAAAUAUACCCAAAAAUGCUUUGAUCGGCAGAGUCAUUUGUGAAGCUCCUACUAGGUUGCAGGGCAAAGAUUUGAAUGAGACCACAGAGCAAGAGCUGUGCAGGAAAAACAGAGUGGAUUCUAGUCUAGCUGCUCCCCCUGCCGAAGAGGAAACCUGUGAUCCUGGUCCCAUUCCAACCCCCUUUAAAAUACAUGGCAUAGAAGAUCCUGCCACUCCCGGAUCUGCUCCAAACGGAGGUACAAAGAUCCCAGUCAACUGGCAAAUCAAGACCCGACCCACUGCUGCGGGCUCGACAAUUAGCGUGAAAAACAAGCUACCGACUAGCAUGCCCUGUCCGGAGAUCUGUAGCUGCGAUCAGAUCCCUGGCUCGGGUUUAAAGGUUAAUUGCAACGAAAGAAAUGUGAGCAGUUUGGUAGCUUUGAAACCCAAGCCGUCCAAUGUGCAGGAGCUGUUUCUGAGAGACAACAAAAUACAUACAAUCAGGAAAUCCCACUUUCUGGAUUACCGGAAACUUAACCUAUUGGAUCUGGGGAACAACAACAUCGCUACUGUGGAGAACAACACCUUCAAGAAUCUCUUCGAGCUCAGGUGGCUGUACAUGGAUAGCAACUACUUGGACACUUUGUCCCGCGAGAAAUUCACCGGGCUGCAGAACCUAGAGUAUCUGAAUGUGGAGUUUAAUGAGAUCCAGUUGAUUCAGCCCGGCACCUUCAAUGCAAUGCCCAAGCUCCGAGUCCUAAUCCUCAACAACAACCUGCUGAGGUCCCUCCCCGUGGAUGUGUUCGCUGGGGUCUCGCUUUCCAAGCUGAGUAUACACAAUAACUAUUUCAUGUAUCUCCCGGUGGCGGGGGUAUUGGACCAGCUCACGUCCAUCACCCAGAUCGAUCUGCAUGGCAACCCGUGGGACUGUUCGUGCCCGAUUGUGCCUUUCAAACAGUGGGCAGAGAUGCUGCGCCCCAAGGUGGUCAUGAGCGAUCUGAGGUGUGAAUCCCCAGAGGAUUUCUUUAAGGAGGAUUUCGAGUCCCUUGCCAACGACGUGAUUUGCCCGCAGCUCAAAAUAUCGCCCACCUUCACUUCCAAUAACAAAAACAGCACCGGGUUGGCAGAGACAGGGACUCACGCCAACUCCUACCUAGAGACCAGCCGGGUCUCCAUUUCGGUGCUGGUCCCAGGACUCCUGCUGGUUUUUGUCACCUCCGCCUUCACAGUAGUUGGCAUGCUAGUGUUUAUCCUGAGGAACAGAAAGCGCUCUAAGCGGAGGGACGCCAACUCAUCUGCAUCUGAAAUCAAUUCCUUACAGACAGUCUGCGAUUCUUCUUACUGGCACAACGGACCCUACAAUGCAGAUGGAGCCCAUAGAGUUUAUGACUGUGGCUCUCAUUCUCUAUCAGACUAA